AUGAAGGCGGAGGGAGGUGAUGUCGAGGCUCAAAAGCCAGCUCACGUGCCGCACAUGCGGCUCGUGUUAGAGCGGGGCUACUGUCCACCUGAAGUCAUAAAUCAUCAUCACAAUGGUUCUGGGACAGAAGAAGAUCCCUAUGUUGUGGAAUGGAUUCCCGACGAUCCUUGCAAUCCCAUGGGCUUUUCGCUGUUCAAAAAAUGGGCAAUUACCAUUCUCGUGGCCGUGGCAACACUUGCCGUGGCCUUGACCUCGUCCGCGUAUACUGGCGGUAUUCGGGAAAUGAUGAUGCAAUUCAACGUGGGGACCGAAGUGGUGACGCUGGGUGUAGCGCUCUUCGUCUUGGGGUUCGCCAUUGGUCCUCUGCUCUGGGCUCCGCUCAGUGAAUUGUUUGGACGCCAGGUGCUCUUCUUCUUCACAUAUGGCGCCCUCACGGCCUUUUGCGCCGGAGCUGCAGGCUCGCAAAACAUUCAGACGCUCAUCAUCCUUCGAUUCUUUGCCGGUGCCUUUGGAUCCUCGCCGCUCACCAAUGCUGGUGGUGUCAUUGCCGACAUGUUCCCUGCUGCCCAGAGAGGUCUCGCAUUGAGCAUUUUUGCCGCCGCGCCAUUCUUGGGUCCGACACUUGGUCCCAUUAUUGGAGGAUUUCUCGGCAUGAAUGCUGGCUGGCGAUGGGUUGAAGGCUUUCUUGCCAUUUUCAGCGGCGUUAUUUGGAUCAUCUGCUCCGUCCUUGUGCCGGAGACUUAUGCGCCGGUGCUGCUUCGUCACCGAGCCCAGAACCUGUCGAAGAUGACGGGCAAAGUCUACCGGAGCAAAUUGGAGAUUGAACGGGGUCCUGUCAAGCUCUCCGAGGCCCUCAAAACCUCGCUGUUGCGACCGUGGGUCUUGCUCUUGUUCGAACCCAUUGUGCUCUUGCUCAGCAUUUACAUGGCCAUCAUCUACGGUACGCUCUAUAUGAUGUUUGGCGCCUUUCCCAUUGUGUACCAGGAAGAGCGUCACUGGAACGAAGGUAUCGGUGGCCUGGCAUUUUUGGGUGUCAUGGUUGGCAUGCUGUCUGCCGUCUUCACCUCCAUCUUCGACAAUAAACGAUAUGUGCGCGCGGUCAAGAAGCACGGUGGCUUCGCUCCGCCCGAGGAGCGUCUUCCGCUUUGCUUGAUUGGCGGCAUCUUGAUCCCUAUUGGACUGUUCUGGUUUGCGUGGACCAACUCUCCCCACGUCCAUUGGAUGGCCAGUAUCGCUGCCGGUGUGCCUUUUGGUUUCGGCAUGGUCUUUGUCUUUCUCAGCGUGUUCAACUACCUGAUUGAUUCCUAUACCAUCUUCGCCGCCUCCGUGCUCGCCGCCAACGCCGUGCUCCGAUCGCUCUUUGGAACUGCGUUCCCCUUGUUCACAACCUACAUGUACCACAACCUGGGUAUCCACUGGGCGUCGUCGAUUCCCGCCUUCCUCGCCGUCGCAUGCGUUCCGUUCCCGUUCCUCUUCUACAAGUACGGCGCGCAAAUCCGCGCUCGAUGCAAGUUCGCUGCCACUUCCGAAGCCUUUAUGCGCAAAUUGCGCGAGUCGCAGGCACCGCCGGUCGCCGAGGCCGAAGACGACAAGUCCUCGUCGUCCUCGGACCACGGGACCACCACCACCACCCACGAACCGCUUUCGCGAACACAAACGAAGCAGAGCUUGCGGUCGAUCCGCACGCAAAACUCGCUGUACGAAGGCAACCCGUACGACAUUGACCGCGUCAAUAGCCGCGAGAGCUUCACCAAACUCCCGCAUCAAAUCCAACACGACGUGUCCAGGCCAAGCACCGCCACUGGCGGAGAGAAGCCUCCUCUGGCCCACUCGCCCAUUCCCGAACACCACGAACACGAGUCACACAAGCCUUAG
Molecule: messenger RNA, 1875 nt
Organism: Xylona heveae TC161
Lineage: Eukaryota; Fungi; Ascomycota; Xylonomycetes; Xylonales; Xylonaceae
Product: MFS general substrate transporter
Exons: 2
Coding region: 1-1875 (624 amino acids)
Biological process (GO): transmembrane transport
Molecular function (GO): transmembrane transporter activity
Source: RefSeq, a predicted model, not a curated record